Messenger RNA from Habropoda laboriosa, 4906 nucleotides. RefSeq names its product golgin IMH1. The transcript has 30 exons. The record is from RefSeq and is a predicted model, not a curated record. Lineage: Eukaryota; Metazoa; Arthropoda; Insecta; Hymenoptera; Apidae. The coding region runs from base 472 to 4644 and encodes 1390 amino acids.
ACUUUGAAAGAUGUAAACGGUCCGCGGAUCCUACGAUUUAUCGGUAGAGGAACAUUUCAAACAAGUGUACUUCUCUAACACGCGGUGAUCGAUCAUUGAGUUUGAUUAGUCCACGCUCGUUUAUUACGUUCGUCUAACAUGAGAUCGGCGGUUUUCUGGUCUUACAUUCUCGUAAUGAAUGGUGUGUUUGCGAUCGUCGCGUGCAGGCAUUCUUAACGACGUUCAAGACAAAUUUAAUUGUUACCCGCCUACUGCAUUCGCGUGAACAUCGAUCAAGUAUAAUCCCAUCCCGAUUGUAAUCGAUCAUUCCGCGAGCUAUCGGGCAAGUCCUUUAGCCGUUAGAAUCGAGCCAGGCCAAUCGAUAUAUCCAGUGCUCCUAUGUGACGCUCUUGCGAGAUAUGCUCUGCCGGAAAUCGUCGAGAUUUUUGAUUUCCAGUCUCGUACAUUUCCCACAUAACGUGUUUAUGGUGAAUGCACCACAUGUAUUCAUCGAAGAAAGGAGAUCCCCUCUGCCCUCUUGGUUUCCAUCCCCAAGUGCGGUGGCCGACCCGCUGCAAAAGAUGCUUUAGGGAUUACAAGGAACACGGAGGCAAGAAAGAUAGUCUGAGGGACAUUACAUCGUCGACACCUAGUCUUUCGUUCGAUCAGCCGAACCGAUCCGCUGAAAAUGGUAAACGCGUUUGGUCGUCAGCGACAAAUUUGGCAAAAGAUGAUUUCAAAGGAGGUACGGAAUCAUCGUAUGCGUCUGCCGGUUGGACCUCGCUCAUGGAUCUUUCGGCCAUCGAUAAAGAAGAAGAUAGACGAGAAGCCAGGAGGCCAACGAAGUUACAGAUCAAGGAAGUCAUAGACAAUAGCAAUGAAAGCGCCUCGGAAAAUGAUGUCGAGUUCAUAAUUCAGGUGAAGAAGUCGAAGACUGGUUCUUCGAAAAUCAUCGAAAAGAACGGGGAACAUCGAAUGGAAAAUGAAGAAAGGACGGAAAAAAGCGAAGUGGAUCAAUUAAAAGCACAAAUACACGAAUUGCAAGCACGAUGCCAGCGAGCAGAAAAAGAGAAGAGCGAGAUCUUAAUGAGGCGACUGGCCACUAUGGAAACUAUAUCGAGUAAAGCAGCGCCGAAUGAUCUACAGAAAUUACAGAAGAAGAAUGAAGCACUCAUGCAAGAGAAGACAAGUUUGAUGACCAAAGUAAGGGAACUCGAGAAGGAAGUGAAUUCGAAAUCCUUUAGAGGAGAACGAGAUAGAGAAAAGGAUGAAUUACGAUCGAAAUUAAAAGCGGCAGAGAAUUUAUGCGAAACCUUGAUGGACGAAAACGAGGAUAUGAAGAAAGAAAUUCGGCAACUGGAGGAGGAGAUAUAUGAAUUACAGGACACAUUCAGGGAUGAGCAAGCGGACGAGUAUGUUCGUCUGCGAAAAAGUUUGGAACAGUCGAAUAAGAACUGUAGAAUCUUGUCGUUCAAACUGAGAAAGGUCGAACGUAAGGCGGAGGAGCUGGAGACUGAAAAGAGCACUCUAGAGAAGAAAUAUGACGAGAUUAAAAAAGUCGAGGACACGUUGCAAAAGAUUAAAGCUGAAUUCCAGAGCAGGUCCCCGAAGAAGACAACCGAAUUUACAACCAAAGUACAACUGAAAAAAAUGGUAGAUGAAAUGGAGAAAGAAAUAGGUGAUAUGAUGACUGUUUUCACAAGUAUUUCGGACGGCAAUGCCGAGAAUGUUCAAGAUGUGAAAUCCAAAGACAAUAACGUGAAAUAUGAGAAACUUAUGAAGGAGUACGAAUUACUUAAAGAGAAACUCGACAAAAUUACGAAAGAAUUAUCAGAUGAGAAAGAGAAAAAGAAAGCACAACCGGGUACCAAAAUAGACAAUAAAAAUACAGAUUUGCAAAGCAUGAAGAAAAAAUUGGAGGAAGCCGUGAAUCUAAGAGAAAAUGAAAGAAAGGCAUGGGACCAAGAAAAAACGGCACUGUUCGAAGAAAAGGAGAAACUGAAGUCGAAACUUCUUUCUUUAUCCGCGGAAAAACUUAAAGUAUACAAUGAAGUAGUUCAAUUAAAGAAGGAUUUAGAAACCGCCAAGUCGUCAGAAAAGGAAGGUGCAAAGAUGGAGAAAACAAUAAAUGAACUAAAGAAAGAAUUAUCACAGGAAAAAGAAAAGAGCAAGAAGCUGCAAGAUGAUUUAUCAGCGUAUACCGAACGAGAAUCGAAAAUGACACAAUCAAUGACAUCAGUUGAGCAAAUGAAGACUCAAUUAGAUGCUGAAGUGAAACGAUUAAAGAAGGAACUAGAGGGCAUAAAAUCCUCCAACACGACAAAAAUAAAUGACCUGACUACGCAGAUUUCAGAAUUGAAAAAAGAAAAGGAAAAACUGCUGUCUCAAAUCGAUCAGGAGAAGCAAUCGAAAGAAACUGAGGUGUCUGGAUUGAAAAAGAAAAUCAAUUCGUUGGAGAAAGCAGGAGCGAAUACGAAAAGGAUGAAUGAGUUGAGACAGACGUAUAAUGAGAAGAUUUUGAUGUCUUAUGUUGCAGAUUUGGAGAACGAGUUGAAAAAGGGUCAUCAAGAGUUCGACAAUCUAAAUGAAAGGUACAACGAACUGGUGAAUUUGAAGAAAGAAUUCGAAUCGGAUAAGGACGAACUUAAUAGUAAAUUGCGAGAACAAAAUACUGAGUUAAUAGGUAUUCGUAAAGAGUUGGAGUCACUGAGACAGACCACGAAAUUGAAAGAGAGCGAAUGGCGGUCAGAGAAAGCAGCUCUGGAAAACCGAAUACGCGAAAGUGAGUUACCAAACAAAGCUUUAGUAUCAGAUUUGAAUAACGAUAUAAGCAAUUUGAAGAGAGAGAAAGAUACCUUGGUAUCACGAUUGGAAGACAUACGAAAAGCGAAUGACGAUCUCUCUGACAAGUUAAAAGAUUACGAAGCAGUAUCAAAGAUACAUCAAAGUUUAGCGCCUGACAUCACAGCUUAUGAAUCAGAAAUACGAAAGUUAAAGAAUGCCCUGGAGAAUAUGGAAAAGUCGAAGAAGGCAGAUUUGGCUCAGUGUAAAAUGCGUUAUGAGCAUAGGAUCAGUGCUAUUAAUGACGAGAUCCAAGCUAUUCAAAACCAACUGUCUAGAUACAAACGUGAGCGUGACACGUAUAAGCACAUGCUGGAAGGUGCUCAAAAAAAUAUUGCAGAAUUAAAGUCUGCUAGAGGAAAACAAUCAAACGCGCCUUCUGUAAAGUCUGACGAGGAUGAAGAGGUUUCUACUACGAGUGUAUUAGUUUUAGAAAGACAGAUUAAUAGCCUGGAGGAUGAACUUUCUGAAGUAAGAUUAGAGGCGUCUAGAUUGAAAGCCGAGUUGGUGUCUGAAAAAUCAGCAAGUCACGUGAAAGUAUCUGAAUUACAAUCGCGAAUUAAUGAGCUUGAAGAAGAGCGAGUGCUUACUAGUGGUAGAACAAAGAUUCCAGGCUUGAAAGUUCGUAUGGAAUUAGCAUGGCAAAAAGAAAGGGAGGAGCAUCAAAGGCUAUUGCAAGAAACAGCUACACUUGCGAGGGAUUUGCGACAAACCCUAUUCGAGAUUGAAAGGGAACGUUCUAAAGAACGUCUGGAAAAUAAGAGGCGGCAAGACCAGCUAAAGAAAGUGUACGAUGAAGAAAAAGAAGAAAGCAAAAAGAAAUUGCUGGAGCUGCAAUGUGAUUUGCUCGAACUGCGAGAUGCCCACGCAAAAUUGAGGACUAGCAAUGAAAAAAUGAGACGUGAGAAAGAACGACACGAGAAAGAGAGAGAAGAACUCAAGGAUGUAAUCUUGAAAAAAUGCAAACAAGAGCAAAUUGAAUUGCGAAAUAUUAAUGUUUUAAUGCAACAAGUUAAUGAUUUAACAAGACUUUUCCCCGAAUUAAACGGCAUCACGGAAAACGGAACAUCGAACACUUAUACACCGACUCCACCGAGGCGAUUAAAGGGACCAAAAUCAAGGGAAUCGUCACCAAUGUUGGAUGCAAAGGGUGAUAUAAGAGGUUCAAACACACAACUCGGUGAGAGAACAGAGAAGCUAGAAUAUACUGUUAAAAAAUUAAUGGACGUAGCGAGAGAGUUAAAAGACUCGAAGAAGGUAGCAGACGAAAUGAAUGCAACACGACUGAAGAAACUUGGCAAGAGAUCAACGUCUGUGGAGAGCGAUCCAGGAAAAGGUAUGACAGUAUCCCGCUCAAAACCACGUUUAAAAAGAAAGAGUCUGUCUUUGGAGCAGACAUCGGUACGAAACGAAGAAUCACGCAUUUGGGGCACCGACAGCAACAUGUCCAGUAUGCAGUCACUGGAAAGUUCGGAUGCUGAGGGACGAACGCUCAACUUGCAGAGAGAUUCCAGCAUGGAUAGUCGUCUCUCUACUGGUUCUACAAAAAGUGAGAUGUUGGACCGUGAAAAGAAACAUGGUAAAGGUAUAAUUAAGAAGCUCGCGACCAAAUUAACUAAAUCGGCUAGUGUAGAUGAUCCAAAUGUUUCCAUGGACCAUUCUUUUCAGACAUCAGGAUCCGAGACGAGCAUUAAUGAGAGGGUUGAAAAGAAAAAUUUGAAGAAAAAGUUAACAGAUAUGUUCAAGAGAAGUUCGAGAAGUAACAGCGUAGAGAAGAAUCAUAGUAGACCUGCAUCGAGAAAUUCCACAACAUCGGAAAAAUGAAUGAAUUACAAGUUCUAGAGUAGCAUUACCCAUGUUGCAGUAUCAUUUAAGUGUACUAUUACAACAAAGAAUGCUACAAUCGAAGAAAAGGGGAUUGCUCAAUUACGUGUAUUAGAGCAUAUACAAAAAGAUUCAUAUUCCUGUACAUAUCGGACGUCCCUUUACUGAUGUCUUAAUUACAAAUUCACACGAGCAUUUUCGAAAACUUCAUUAAAUGUAUACAACGCACCGUACUAGCAAAUAAAGAGGAACUUACAAUAAA